AUGGACGUCACAUCUCUCUGCAGCAGACUCAUGGUCGCUGUGAUGGUUCUGCUGGUUGCACAGAUUAACCAGAGUCACUCUGCUCAAAAUGCUGACAGAGUUUUUCCUCGUAUUACUCCAGACAGACUGCAGUUCUUUGAGUAUGAGACCGUCCACAUUAGUUGUGAAGAGUUGAUGGGACUGACUGGAUGGAGAGUGAUGCACAGGCACAAAAAAACAACAAAUUUUAACAUCUGUACCCCUCCUGCAUCAAGCUGCACCAUUCAGCCUGCCUUUGAACGACACAGUGGAGGGUACUGGUGUGAAGACGAUGAAGGAAACACCACUGGUUCCAUCAACAUCUCUGUUACUGCUGGAUCUGUGAUCCUGGAGGUUCCUGCCCGUCCUGUGAUGGAGGGAUCUGAUGUGACUCUUUUCUGUAAAAAUCAGAAGUUUCAGUCAGAGCACAUUGCUGAUUUCUACAAAGAUGGCGUCUCUCUUGGGAUUGUUCAUGGUCACAUGACCAUCAAAAAUGUUUCCAAGUCUGAUGAAGGAUUUUACAACUGCAGCAUAGCAGGAGCUGGACAAUCACCGGAGAGUUGGCUGGCUAUCAGAAAAAAGAAAAAUGAACCAGACAAGGAGAUUCAGCCCCCACAGAAACACUCCCCACAUCAUUCUACCAUACUUUGGAUUGCUGUCAGUAUUUCACUGACUGUUAUUUUUCUGUUUGUGCUGGGAUUCUUUCUCUGCCAGAAACACCAAGCAUCAGUUGGAAACAAUGCUGAUGAAGUCACGUAUGCUCAAGUUGAAAGCUUCAGGAGGGACAACGGUAGCUAUAAGAUAUAUUAA
Messenger RNA from Cheilinus undulatus (humphead wrasse), 828 nucleotides. Its product is annotated as Fc receptor-like B. The transcript has 5 exons. Gene Ontology annotation, biological process: cell surface receptor signaling pathway. Gene Ontology annotation, molecular function: transmembrane signaling receptor activity. The coding region runs from base 1 to 828 and encodes 275 amino acids. The record is from RefSeq and is a predicted model, not a curated record. Lineage: Eukaryota; Metazoa; Chordata; Actinopteri; Labriformes; Labridae.